Molecule: messenger RNA, 2454 nt
Organism: Fusarium pseudograminearum CS3096
Lineage: Eukaryota; Fungi; Ascomycota; Sordariomycetes; Hypocreales; Nectriaceae
Exons: 4
Coding region: 1-2454 (817 amino acids)
Molecular function (GO): oxidoreductase activity
Source: RefSeq, a predicted model, not a curated record
AUGCCCAAUUGGCAGGAUGAUAUCCUGCCUCUCAUCCAGAAACCAUAUUGGGUCGCCAAAGACUCUGAAGCUGUUGGUAGAAAAUGGGUCAACGAGAUGCUGUAUUGGGGCAAUUGGGACCUUUCCAGCUAUGAAGAUGUGAAGAAGCGAGCGCCCGGUACUUACAAUCAUCUUCGCUCUAAGUCAAUGCCUAUCACACGCAAUCCCGAUCAUUACUGGCCAGAGGAAGCCCUCGAGCUUUUUCGAAGUUGGGCCAACAAUGGGUAUAUCCAAAACAAACAGGGCACUCAGUCAGUUCAACAUCUUGAACCUGUCAUCCCUGAGCCUCUGGAACCUCCGAUUUCAUACCGAGUGAGAAAGGAUAUCAUGAGCAUGUCCAGAGAGGAGCUUGUGGAGUAUCAGUCUAAGCUGGAUGACAUCCUUCAUAUUCAAGAGAUUCAUUUUGAAGGGAAAAAGACCAAAUGGCAGGAGCUUGGUGUUCUUCAUGCAUACUGGUGUUUGCAUUACCAAGAAGCGACGUUUCUUUGGCAUCGAGCAUACUUGAGAUACGUUGAGCAACUGAUCGAUUUUCCCAUUCCUUACUGGAAUGGUUAUGCUAAGGAGGCAUCGGUAUCAUCGUCAAAAUUUGCUGGCAUUCCUCCGAUGUUCCUCGAAAAGACCUAUCAACACCCUCAGCUGGGUGAAAGAAAGAACCCUCUUCUUUAUGCCAAAGCUCUGAAUGGGAAGUCCAAGAAUGGGACCAGUGAGACAGUUACCAGGAACGAAGUCCUGACUGAAGGGUCUUCUAAUCCUGGAUGGAAAGCGAAAGUGGAGUUGUUUGAGAUAUACCAUACCCAGAUAGAACAUGCUCUGGAGCAAGCAACAUACACGACAUCAGAGUCAGCACAGCAUUUUGGCAUUCCAUGGGCCAAUAUUGUGGAUUUUACUGACCACCAACCCGACACGGCCUACCCAUUUCGAUGUGACUUUGACGGCCUAUUUGAGCAAGUUCAUGACAACUUCCAUGGCUGGGUAGGUUACGAUAUGGCGGACAACACUUACACGGCUUUUGACCCCAUCUUCCUCUCCUACCACGCGAACAUGGAUCGGCUGGCUGGCAUCUUUAUGGAUUCCAAUCCCGAGAACCAGUUCACCUCUAGGUUUCCACUGCAACCUUUUAUGGAUCAAGGUACCAAGGUCAGCUAUGAUGAUCCCCGAAGAUGGAUGUACACUACCAUCAGUGACAUGGCCAAAGAUACUCGGGCACUUGGCUACAUGUAUGGCGAGCCUGCUAGCCCCGAUUAUUCCACACCCAAGACCGCUGAGGAGAAGGGACUCUAUAGACCUAGAGCAAGUGGUGGCAAAGCAAUCGCUCUUCCUUUAGGUUUACCGGAACAGGGUAGUGUUAAGGACGGGCCUAGCGCCCGUGCGCUUGCCAAGUCACCAAAGCGACAGCUCGUUCCUUACGUUGUCUUCACUGAUGUAGGAUGUACCAUUUCAAGUUACCGGAUCGAUGUAUACACUGGAAGCGCAAGUUCGACAGCGCCUGAUGUCACUGGAAAUCCAGACUUUAUCGGGCAAGUUACGAGACUUGGUAUGGGGCGAGGAACGGAAGGCCAUGGACCGCCGAACACUGGUCGAUGCCGCAAACCUGUCGCGACCAGAGUUCUUCCAGCAGAAAAGUUCAAGCAUCGGCUUGGUAAGGAUAGCGGGGUGAAGAUUGUUGUUACUGACCUGGAGACUGGGAAUGUGGUUGAUGAGAAGGAAUACAACCUCAUGUCAGGAUUCAAUCCCAAGCUUGUAUGGCUCCCCGAAACUGUCUUUGAGAUGGCUCACCAUCUCGUCCGUUCGUUUGUUCUGACUUCGGUCCUGAGCUCCCUCGCUUGCGCAGGACCAUGUCGUCCCUCAACAACCUCAGUAGUUGCAGUCACAAGUACAACCGCUACGGCAAACUCUGAGGUUGUCGAUACCACCAUCUCUGUUCCACUCACUACCGAGACAUCUGGAGCAGAGUCUACUGGUACCACUGAUACCACAGUCGCCGUCGAAACCAGCAUCGAGACGUUCACUGUCACUGACAGUCAGGCGCAGGCUGUUUCAACCACUGCGGCUUCUGAUGCUGCUGUCACGACCACGACUGAGGAUGCCGCCACUACCACGGCUGAGGCUACCACGACAACUGCCGUGCCAGCCCCGACCUGUGUCAACAAUCUCAAGAAUCCCACACCCGAGGGUGCUUCUUGCGGUCUCACGGGCAACCCUAGAAAUUCCGUGUCAUAUGUGGCUAAUGGUCCUGUCGGUUCCGCAUACGAUUGCUACAAAUAUUGCUUGACAGAACCCAACUGCCAGUCUUUCGCCGUUCAGGAGAAUUCAUUCUGUGAAUUGUAUUCGGAAUCAAUUGGAGGCACUGGUGGGCAAUUCACCACAUAUCAGUGGUAUGACAAGAGCUGCUUUUGCGAUACAGAAGAAACAUAG